GAGGGGUUAGCAGGCAUUCAGUACGAACAGGCACUGCUACUUAACAAAGGAACUUAAUCUUUGCUUUAAUAGAAACCAAAACUGAGGCCUAGAGCUUCUAACAGCAGCUGGCCAUCCUAUCAAACACAGAGACAACAUCCAGGGGAGACAUCUUUCUCUGUUGCCUCUGGAAGGCAGAAGGCCCCUCCUACAGCUAUGAACUUGUUCCUUUUCCCUGCACCAUUGCAUGUGCUUUAUCACAACACAGACAAUAAACAACUUUCAUAUUUCAAUGACGCCUACACAGUGGGCAUCUUUCUGGAGCAAGGAAUUUUCAGAAGAAAAGCAGCAGAAAAGCACAGGUGAACAAUUAUCCCACCAAGCUCUCAUUUUAGCAACCGUCUUCCUUUAACAUUUUCCAGGAUGUGAAAAGGACUUUGAAUGGGCAGGAGACGGAACAUUUGCAGAUAAAGCCCAUUCAGGAUCAGCAAGUGCAGCAUCAUGAGCAAGAACCCAAAUACUUUAUAUGUCAGGAGUAAAAGUGUGUCAGAAGAAACACUGUACUCGCACGAUGAAGCGGAUGGGGCUCCUCAAGGAAUGGACCAAUAUCGUGUCAGGAGACUUUCCUGCCGUAAUCUUCAGCUUCCCCCUUUGGCGUUCAGGCAGCUGGAGCAGGCAGAUUGGGACAGAAAGAGUGAUCCAGAGAUGGUGCCGAGGCCCACCAGCCUUCCACUGAGAACUCUCCCACUAAUUGCUAUCACAGCUGCAGAGUCUGUCAGUUUCGACGUCGACAAUGGCACCUCAUCGGGACGGAGUCCCUUGGAUCCCAUGACAAGCCCCGGAUCGGGGCUCAUUCUCCAGGCUAACUUUGUUCACAGUCAACGGAGGGAAUCCUUCCUCUACCGGUCCGAUAGCGACUAUGACCUCUCUCCAAAGUCUAUGUCCAGGAACUCCUCCAUCGCCAGUGAUAUACAUGGAGAUGACUUGAUUGUGACACCAUUUGCUCAGGUGCUGGCCAGCCUACGUACUGUACGGAAUAAUUUUGCUGCAUUAACCAACCUGCCGGAUCGAGCACCUAGCAAACGGUCACCCAUGUGUAACCAACCAUCCAUCAACAAAGCGACCAUAACAGAGGAGGCCUACCAAAAACUGGCCAGCGAGACCCUGGAGGAGCUCGACUGGUGCCUGGACCAGCUGGAAACCUUGCAGACCAGGCACUCCGUCAGCGAAAUGGCCUCGAACAAGUUUAAAAGAAUGCUCAACCGGGAGCUAACCCACUUAUCUGAAAUGAGCCGAUCGGGCAAUCAGGUCUCUGAAUAUAUAUCCAGCACCUUUUUAGACAAACAGCAUGAAGUGGAAAUCCCAUCUCCUACACAGAAAGAGAAAGAGAAGAAGAAACUGCCAAUGUCUCAGAUUAGUGGAGUGAAGAAACUGAUGCACAGCUCCAGCCUAACCAAUUCGAGCAUCCCAAAAUUUGGAGUCAAAACUGACCAAGAAGAUAUUCUGGCCAAGGAACUAGAAGAUGUAAACAAAUGGGGCCUCCAGGUGUUUAAAAUAGCUGAAUUAUCUGCAAACCGACCUUUGACUGUCAUCAUGUACACUAUUUUCCAGGAGCGGGAAUUAUUAAAAACAUUUAAAAUUCAACCAGACAUGUUAAUAACUUACUUGAUGACACUGGAGGACCAUUACCAUGCAGAUGUGGCAUAUCACAACAACAUACAUGCUGCAGAUGUUGUACAGUCUACACAUGUGCUGUUGUCCACCCCAGCUUUGGAGGCGGUGUUCACGGACCUGGAGAUUCUGGCUGCUAUUUUUGCCAGUGCAAUACAUGAUGUAGAUCAUCCUGGGGUUUCAAACCAGUUUCUUAUCAACACAAACUCUGAACUUGCCUUGAUGUACAACGAUUCAUCAGUCCUGGAAAACCAUCAUUUAGCUGUGGGCUUCAAGUUGCUGCAGGAAGAAAAUUGCGACAUUUUCCAGAACUUGACAAAAAAGCAAAGGCAAUCAUUGAGGAAGAUGGUCAUUGACAUAGUGCUUGCAACAGAUAUGUCUAAGCAUAUGAAUCUUUUGGCUGAUCUCAAAACGAUGGUUGAAACUAAGAAAGUGACUAGCUCUGGAGUUCUGCUGCUUGAUAACUAUUCAGACAGGAUUCAGGUUCUGCAAAAUAUGGUACACUGUGCAGAUUUGAGCAACCCGACAAAGCCACUCCAGCUAUAUCGCCAGUGGACAGAUAGAAUAAUGGAAGAGUUCUUUCGGCAGGGAGAUCGAGAACGAGAGAGGGGGAUGGAGAUCAGCCCCAUGUGUGAUAAGCACAAUGCAUCAGUAGAAAAAUCACAGGUGGGUUUUAUAGACUACAUUGUUCAUCCUCUCUGGGAGACCUGGGCAGACCUUGUACACCCAGACGCCCAAGACAUCUUGGACACGCUGGAAGACAAUCGCGAAUGGUACCAGAGCACAAUCCCUCAGAGUCCGUCUCCUGCCCCAGAUGACCAAGAGGAAGGGAGACAGGGCCAAACAGAUAAAUUCCAGUUUGAGCUAACACUGGAGGAAGAUGGUGAAUCAGACACAGAGAAGGACAGUGGGAGUCAAGUAGAAGAAGACACCAGCUGCAGUGACUCCAAGACUCUUUGCACCCAAGACUCAGAGUCCACUGAAAUCCCACUUGACGAACAAGUUGGAGAGGAAGUGGUGGAGGAGGAGAGCCAGACAGAAACUUGUGUGCUAGAAGAACGUUCUCCUGACACGUAACGGUGCGACGGCUCUGCCACUCCCUCUGCUUUCUCUCUCUCCUACUCUCUUUUCAAGAAUCAAAAAUGGUUUCCAAAGUGCAUGUCACUCGGCACAGCCAUGGUCACGCCUCACUGUCAUCUGCAAGAGAUGUUCGCUGAUCAAAAACUGACCUUUGAUUACCCUGUUUGGCACUCAGGAAUAUUGUAACCAGAAAUGUUCAUUGUUCAUGGCAUCAAGAGAGCAAAGGAAGGGAAACACCUGCAAAAAGAACAGUUUAACGAGAAUUCAACUUGGCAGAUACUAUCAGAGAGAGUGUCUACUCCAAGCUGUUUUCAAAAGGAGUAACGGCUGGUCCAAAGCUUGUGUGUGCGUGUGUGUUUUGUAUUGGUUUUUAGUUUCUUGAGAAGAGGCAUUAGUAGCAUACAUCACCAGAAUAUACAGAAGGCGACCAGCGAGUGAACAAAAGGUUAUUAGCAGAAAGCGAUCGAGCUCAAAUAAUGGGGACACAACAUGAAUCUGUUACCAGUAGGAAGAUGAAGCUGGAAGUCACAUAAUUUUCUAAUUUCAAGUCUUCCUAACACAUGACUGAAAAAAAAAAGUGUAACUCAGUGGGUUGCACUGACGUCUGCAUUUUGUAUUAUAUGUAAAAUGGAAAUCUUUUUGUAGAGUUUACUUUUAUUAUUAAAUGUAUUGAGGUAUUAUAUUUAAAAGAAUGCAACACUCUCAGAACUUCAUCUGCCACUGAUUCUUUCUCCUCCCCCCCAAAAAAGAGUAACUUGCAAGUUUUCAGUACAAAUAUGAGCUACACUGGAUAAAUCAAAUUUUAUAUUUGUUUGCACUUAAGAUUUUCAUACCAAUUCAUUCAGCUGUUGUAAAACAACUCUGUGUUCUAGACCAAUGACAGCUAUCAAAUGCUCAUUUCCCCCCCUCCCGUGUUGCAGAAAACAUGUUUGUUGGCAUUAAUUUCUGGCUUUUCUUACUGUAAUUUCCCCAAAGCAGCAAUAUUUCAUCCACAAAAUGUCCUCAAAGAUGGCUUGGUUGCUGCAGACCCAGCUUUUAUUGCUGUGGGCUUACUAUAAAAUUUCUAAAAUCUAAUGGACCGUUGCAGUAGCAGUUCCCCAAAAUUUGGAUUGCAACUCAGUGCUGGAUGGCAGCAGCCCUGAGUAUUGAGCACCAAACUCCUUACCGCAGAUGACAUGGGGUCCAGAGGGUGGAUGACUCCAAUGAAGAAUAGGGUUAGCAGGAGAGAUCCUGAGGAAGCUCCAAAACAAAGAUGAAACUCCAUUAGCAGCUCCUAAGAAAGAAAAGUUGGGGGGACACUCCUAUUAGAGUUGGGAUUUGCAAGUCUAUGGCUAGCAUGAAUGUGACUCUUGCUAUAAAUACAAACCUUUUCUUUUGCUAAUUACAUCAUUCCCACAAGGCUGCUCCUAGUUGUGUAUGCAAAAUUGUGAGUGGUCUGCUACAAAGAGUUGCUGUACCAGCAAAUACCAAUACUUAGGGUGAGGACAUAUGGAAAGCUGUGACAACACAGUGCUACAGACUAUGCCUGUGCAAAGAGUACUUACAAACAAUUUGUAGUGGAAUCUUUGCUGCUUCAGAAACGGACUGAGGCACUCUGCUGUCCCCACCCUAUUAUUCCCCCUUAGUAGCUUUUUGCAAAGGCUGGGCUGGGAAUAUAAUGUAAAUGUCACCGAUAAAUCAGCCCCUUUACAAAUUGGACAAAACCAGCUUUUGACCUUGAAUAUGGCAAGAAAUAUAUCAUAGAUUUUUUAAAAAAAAUCUGCAGAAAGGAUCUCCACUCAGUGACUUUUGUUUUGCCCCUUUUGCUGUCAUACUGAGAGGUCACGUUGAACGAAUAAAUGUCUAUGAUGGACUCAUAAAGGUUAUGUUAGGGGCUGGAAAAUGCAUGACCCUAUAAAAUAACAGAGCAGGAAAAGCAUUUGCGGAGUGAAGUUCUGCAAUGCACCACAGAACUAAAUGUCAUCAAAGCUAUAGAUUUUAAUGGGUUUGUGUACAUUUAACCCUUGUCUCAGAUUGUGCCCUUAGCCUGCAACCAAUAUGUGAUGAAAACCCAUGCAGGGUGGCGGAGAUGGUGGGUGUGAAUUCACAUCUGCCUCUGACCUGUGCUGCGACUGUGUUGCAGUGUGUGUUGGGGGCAUAAAUAUGACUAGAGUCAUGUUCGUGACUAUGCAUGAUGACAUCUGCUGCCUUAUCAACAUGGAGCAUUCAAUUGCCUGCAACUGUCCCUCCAUACCCAGCAUAGACCAGCACUUCUAUGCAGAGUACCAACUGCAUAGAUUGCAAAAUUGGCUUGAACGACAAGGCUGUUUUGACCCAAUGAAAACUGGAUUGGAGGUAGACCAGCUAAGGUCACAACUAACUCUUGAGUCCCGUUGAUUUCAAUGGAUCAACCUUGUAGGUCUUGAUACAACCCAUAGAUUAUACUUGGUUGACUAAACCAAGGAAAGUUUGGGACACGGCUAAAUAUCAGAUUUUAAGUGAAAGCACUGACUGACGGGGAUUUUUUAAAAGUGCAUUUUAAUGUGUCUCGUCUACCUUUUAGCUCUUAAUGGCUUUUACUGAAGAAGGAAAAACGAGAAGUUGAUGAAAGAAUUUCACCAUGUUGUUGUCAGCCUAGGCUCCUCUCCUCUCCCCUCACUACGUCAACAUUUGUUAGUCCCCAAGAGUGCCUGGAAUCUUAACGAAUAAAGCAAUAUCAAUUCCAAAAAUCAAUAUAUAUCGGGAAGGGUAUUUUAUCUGCACUAAAGGUUUAAUCCUACGAACAGGGGUAACCUCUAGCUGGAGCCAGCCAGAGACUUAAGUAUCGGGGAAAGGCCAGCAUCUAAUGCUGAGCAGGGCAAGGGGCAUGUCUGGCCUCUUGAAUAACAUUUUCUAAAUGGUUAUUCCGAGAUGCUCAGUUUUGAGGAGGUUCAUGUCUUGUUGAUAGUUCUGGUUAGUGUAUACCCUGUAAGAUUAAACUGUCAAAGAAAAGGAGAGGUAAUGAAAAAACCACCAUAUUGUGUAAAAUACACACCCAUAUACAUGGACAAUCAAGUGGCAGGAAACAUAAUAAUGUUUAGAGGCAGGGAUCGAAUGCACUGUAUAAUCUUUGUUUGUUUGUUUGUUUUACUUUGCCAAAGUGUGCUUUAGUGCCAGCACACUACUUUAAAAACAACAACACAAUACUAUUGAAAAAGUGUUUUUACAUGUUUUCUCUGUGUUUCUGUUUUGUUUGUUUUUUUGCCAUAAGAGAAAUGCAAUGAAGUCGGUUGAGGGUUGUGGCGGCGGGUGGGGUGGGGGGGAGACAGAAAGAGGAACCUGAAUUUGCAUCUAUACUUUAGCUUGCAAGUUGCUUUUCUCAGUAAUACUGCGUCUGUUCCUUUUUAAUUUCUGGUUUUACACCAUAGUUCUAAAAACAAAACAAAACUUUUAAAAAGAUCAGGCAAAAUAGGUAGAACAAAUCACAUUCAAAAGGUUGGGGUUUUUUAUAUUAAAAAAAAACUUGAGGAUGAAAUGAAUUUUACAGGCCGCUUUGACAAUUCUUUUAAAACCCAUUUAUUUAUUUUUUAUUCGUGCCAUGCAUAUUUUUUUUCUCACCAAAUGACCUUACUUGUAAUAAGUCUUGUUUGUCUCUGUUUACAACCAUGUAUUUAUUGUAAUGUAUAUAUUGUAAUGUUAAUUGUAAAUUAUAAGUUCUUAUUAUAACAUCAUCCUUGCCAGGGUGGUAUUGCUAUAUUUGGAAACUCUUGGUGAGAGAAUUAAUAUUGUGUAUACAUACUCCCCCUCCCCCCACCCCCUUGUACAUUUUGUAAUAUAUAUCCUAUAUCACCUUAGAGCUUGUUUAUGGAAGAGUUGAGAAAAAUUAUAAAGUACAUAGUUAUAUAAAUUAAAAAGCUGCAGGUCUUUGGUCCCAGGGCUGUGCCUUAACUUUAAACAACAUUUUCUUCUGUUUUGCUGCAUUUGAAAGAAAGGUCGUUGUGGAACAUCGGCUGGGCAUAUCUCCACCGCCCUUCCUCCCUCCC
This is a messenger RNA of Lacerta agilis (Sand lizard), 6731 nucleotides long. It is a transcript of the gene PDE4D, whose product is annotated as phosphodiesterase 4D. Gene Ontology annotation, cellular component: cytosol; perinuclear region of cytoplasm; nucleus. Bases 481 to 2727 code for a protein of 748 amino acids. The record is from RefSeq and is a predicted model, not a curated record. NCBI's taxonomy places the organism in Eukaryota, Metazoa, Chordata, Lepidosauria, Squamata, Lacertidae. Gene Ontology annotation, biological process: regulation of cardiac muscle cell contraction; cAMP catabolic process; signal transduction. Gene Ontology annotation, molecular function: ATPase binding; transmembrane transporter binding; 3',5'-cyclic-AMP phosphodiesterase activity. The transcript has 17 exons.